This is a messenger RNA of Nicotiana attenuata, 456 nucleotides long. RefSeq lists its product as uncharacterized. Lineage: Eukaryota; Viridiplantae; Streptophyta; Magnoliopsida; Solanales; Solanaceae. The coding region runs from base 1 to 456 and encodes 151 amino acids. The transcript has a single exon. The record is from RefSeq and is a predicted model, not a curated record.
AUGUACGGGUAUGAUCCACCACUGCCCAGUUUUGAACUCAUUGCGCAGGGUAAGAUUAAUUCGGUGGACCAAGCCUUGAAGGAACGACAGGUAAUAAAUCGAAUACUACAAGACAAUCUCUCCAAAGCACAGAAUCAGAUGAAAGUUUAUACAGAUUCCAAGAGAAGUGAAAGAAACUUUGAGGAAUGGGAUUGGGUAUUCAUGAAAUUACAACCUUACCGCCAGUCUUCAGUAGCUGUGCGGAAGAAUUUGAAACUGUCAGACAAAUUCUAUGGAUCCUAUCAAAUUAUGCGCAAAAUGGGGAAAGUGGCAUAUGAGCUCAAACUUCCUCAGAACUCCAAGAUUCACCCCAUUUUUCAUGUGUCACAUAUUAAGAAGAAGGUUAGGGAUAAAACUUUCGUAGCUCAAGACCCUCCAUUCUGCACUGAUGAUGGUCAAAUUCGCAUGGAACCAUAG